Messenger RNA from Phaedon cochleariae (mustard beetle), 1948 nucleotides. Lineage: Eukaryota; Metazoa; Arthropoda; Insecta; Coleoptera; Chrysomelidae. The record is from the annotation of a GenBank genome assembly.
CGACGCCAAAUGCGAAUUGGCAUCGGCAUCGCGACGCUAAAAGUUGAAUCAAAUAGUUUGGUAUUUCUUUUUACGUGACUACGGCGCGAGCGAUCUUAUACGAUCAUGGGUUUUGGGUUCAUUAUUUUGUGUUACAUUAGCGUGAAGCGCUUAUACCGAAAAAGUUAGGGAAAAUGUGUGCAUAUUCGGUGAUGAAAUUGUGUGCUUCUAAAUUUAAAUACAUGCGAGAGGAAAUAAUGGAGAAUUUGGUCCAAACCCGCACUCACGUCCGCAUCAGUUCGACGAUGGACUUUAAAUCGCGAGUGAGGAAUUGGUGGAAGCGGCUCCGACUGAAAAAUGCCCUCCAACACAUCGGACUGCUGGUCACGCUCAUGGCCUACACUUUGGCGGGAGGUCUGGUUUUUCGUCGUUUUGAAUAUCCUGCUGAACUAUCAAGAAUCAGGUACUUCAACGCCAGUCUGUCAGAAAAGCGUCAAUACUUGAUAGAUUUCAUCACGAAUGGAACAGACGAGUCGAAAUCAGACUAUUUGAUUUCCAAUGAACUCGUGGAAUAUGAGAAACUGCUCCAGGAAAGCUUCAAGGCAGGAAUUCCAAGAUUUCCCGAUGAGGGAGAUUUAGAGAAAUGGACCACCCUAAAGGCAGUUUUUUUCUCAUCUACUGUACUCACAACCAUAGGUUAUGGGCACAUAGUUCCGAUGACCACCGAAGGACGAGCCUUUUGCAUUCUUUUUGCUUUCAUCGGCAUUCCUUUGACGUUGACUGUGAUCGCAGAUUGGGGACGGCUUUUUGCUACGACCGUUUCCAGCGUGUACCACCAUAUCCCGCCUCUUCCAGCCAGAUUCAGGGGCGCAAUGGAGGCCAGAAGAACAUCUUCUUUCGCCCUUUGGGCGGUCUGCUUCCUGUUCAUAUACCUGGCUGCUGGCGCAGGACUUUUCGUCAUUUGGGAGGAGGACUGGACGUUUUUCGAAGGAUUUUACUUCUGCUUCGUCACCAUGACCACCAUAGGCUUCGGAGAUUUAGUGCCAAAACAGCCGAAAUACAUGCUCCUUUGCACCCUGUACAUCCUGGUCGGUCUAGCUUUGACCUCGACCAUAAUCGAGCUACUGCGCAGACAGUACGCGCAGUCAUGGCGUCAGCUGCAGGCGCUCAGUGGCCCUCUAGCGGAAAACUUCAGGAAGUUCGCCGAAAACGCGCCGAACCUGGAUGUUCUAGCGUUCCAGCAGGACCUCAUGAAAGUUUUGACUGUGGUAACCAUGUCAAAACGGACAUCUGGCAAAAAAGAGAAGAAGAUGAAGCGGAAAGAGUGGGAGGAGGCAAUUGAGGCAGCGAUAAGAGAUCUGACAGCCAGCGCCACUGAACAUAAGCCUCAAGUGUUGCAAAUUGUGAUUUACGAAAGUUCCGUAUGAGUAGAAAGAUCUCGUUCCCAGCCAACACAUCUCAUGACAUCUCUGAGAUGUCGCGUUUAGGUAACAGUGCGAUAUAUCACAAACGUUCCAUCGCUGCGAUGUUCAUAAGCAAACACAUCUGCGAUAUGACAUCUCUGAGAUGUCGCGAUUAGGCAACACUGCGGUAUUACGAAUGUUUCAUCGCUGCUAUGUACCGGGUGAACGGCUAUCGGCCAUAUCUCAGCAAAGAAUAAUGAUACAAGUUUGAGAUAGAAUAAAUCUGAUAGUAUGCAUAUAAUUACACGAUGUAAUAGAGAAACUAAAUCUCAACAAACCAACGAAAACCGCAAGAUAUCAACUAUCAAAGUUGGAAGAAUGAUAGAUAUGACAGCCGUUCUUAGUUGUCCACCCUGUACAAGGUGCGCCUCUUCAAAUGGAAUUCCCCCUUAAUUCUUUCGUUUUCAGAGAUAUGGAAAAAUGUUUAAUGAAAAAGUUUUGUCAAACUACCUAAACUUUUAUUUCGUGAAGUUGUUUCAUAUACAGGGUCAUUCGUUUCUCCAGAA